GGGGCCCCACGCAGAGCGGAGUUCAUUAGGGAAGCACUGAAGGAGGCGGACGAUCUGUCCAAGGAGCGAUAACAAUAUGGAGCGGAAGACGCGCAGGGCGAACUUAAAGAAACUACAGGAACCAGCCACCACCAGCAUCACCAAGCUGCGCACAACGCGUAACAACAAGCAUACCACAGCGACAACAACACUUUCCGAAUACUUUGAUUCCCAAGAGAGUCUCUGCAACCAACCGACAGCGUCCAACGAAGCGGAGCAAUUAAACCAAAACACCAAAAAGGAAGAUCUUUUUACCGAACCACAGCGCAAGAAGUCUCGUGAGUGUCAUGACACUAAACCGCUUCCCAAGAAGGCGCCCAAACUCAAGUCCAGUGCGGCUCCAGCACGUCAAGCUCGGGGGCGAGGCACGGGACGUGGACGUGGUAAACAGCCAAGCAUAAGCGAUUUCCUGCGCAACGAGCAACUCUUUGCAGAGGUAGCAGCCCAACACUGCAGAGCAGACAACUUCAGUCCAGAUGACAUUGAAAUGGCAUUGGCACUGUCAAAAUCCGAGGCAGAAAAACACGGUAUUCUGCGUUUGGAGGACUCAGCAGACGCCGAGGAGGAAGUUGUUAAUCUGCUAGAUGGCAAUUUGAACCAGUCCACGGAGAAUAUACGCCGGAAACUUCAAAAGUACGGCUUUCGCACCGCCCCCAAGGAAGAUUACAAUCAGCUAUCCAUUAGUGUCUUUCCGGGAAAGCGUAGCAAACGAUGUCGAUGGGCGAAUAAGUUCACUGCGCUUACUCUCCGUAAUCCGGAGGAACAGCUUAAGAAAGUGGACAUCAAGGUGGCUAAUCUAAUGUCGCUGCAGGUGCGCACAAAGUUGCCAACUGCUGAAGAGAUGCGCUUAGACCCUUUCGAAUUAAUUAGCAUACGACUUCAGCAAUUGAAAGCCCCUUCUCGCAUUAUCCAUGAACCAAAUGAUGGUGCCAUUGCCAAUCUUUCUGCCUACUAUGUGGAAGAACUGAUUGAAGUCAGCAGAACGCCAGCACAUCAUUUGCUCAAGAACUGGGCAGCAAUACAAGGACGAGAUUUAUCGCCAAAGCGACUCAGCGCGGAAAGUAAGCAAAAGCAAAACCAAUUGGAGCAGGGGUAUGUCGAGCUGGAGGCGUAUUAUGGUGAGCGUGCGGCGGCUGUGGAGCAAAAAGAGUUGGAUGAGCUAGAAAAACUAGUAGCAAAUAAUAUGGUGCAGGAGGAAGAAUUUUCAAGACCCAGCACCUCAGCUGAAAGUAUUAGAGCAGGGGCGGAAGUCUUAAGUGAAGAAUGUACAGAGAAAAAUGAGAAGCUACCAACUAGCACAGCGAUAGAGGAAAGUCAUGAGGAACCACUUUUAGUCGACAUUUCAACAACGGACAAAAAGUCUAACCUGCAAUCCUGUAGCUUUGCUGUAAAGGAAAAAACGAAUCAGCUUAAUCUAUUAAAUAAGAGCCAGCAUUUGGAAAAAGAGAAUCUUUUACCCCAUACCUCUAUCGACUCCUACGAUAAAGUAAACCUGUUACCCAGUAAAUUUGAGCAAUCCAGCAGCGCCAAGGAAAAUCGGCAUCGAGGAUCCAUUACUUUAACUUUGCCCACACAGAUCACACGAUGCGCGUCACCUGAUCUAUUUGCCGAUUCGGAUGAUGAACUGAACCUAGAAAUGCCAACCACACUUGGGGAGAUGCAGAACUUUUCUCUAAGAGCCUACAAGGAAACAACGAGCACGGAAAUCAAUUGCUACGAGAUUUACUCCAGCGAUGAGGUGAAGACUUCGGCGACAGCGUUUAAAAAUGAGACAGAGACAACUUAUUCGUCUAGAGAAGAAAGCAUUGUGGACUUGACAGAGGAUCAGGAAACAGCUGAGUUGCCCGUUAUUAUCAAUUCGGGUAAUUGUCUUGCAACUCUCUCUCAGGAAAUUGCCUUGAGUCCAACAGAUGAUUUUAACUAUGACCCUGGCGAGCCUUGUUGCCCGCUAGAAGAUCAGAAUGAUUGUGUUAUCUCAGAAGAACUGUUUGCUAAAUACGCACACAAGAUAAGUCAGGCCGAAGGUGAAGCUGACUUGUCCUUUAGAGUAAACAGAAUCAGCUCAGACGCAAAAUCAUUCGAAUUAUCAUUAUCAAAAACUCCAAAUAGCAUCAUGGACAAUUCAUUGCCACAUAAGUGCAACGAGCAGCGCCUUCAACAGGAGUACAGCUUCAAAAGCCCCUUGAGCCGUAAGAGCAUUUCCUUUAGCGGCAAAUCAUUACCAAGAUCUCAAAACAGCCUCAAUGCCAAUUCAUUGUCAAACGGCUGCAGCCAUCAGCAACGUCAACUGGAGCACAGCUUUAAGAGAUCUUUGAGCCGCAAGAGUAUCUCUUUUAGCGAUAUGACUGCCUUCCCCUGCAGCCAGUCGGAUGCGAGCAUAGACCUCACGCAGGAUAGUGAUAGCAAUGAGGAUUUUGACGAAGGAGUUUUGCUCUCCGACGACGAGAUCAACUACUCCAUUUGGAAGGCGGACAAAACACAGCGUGACAUGGUGCAGGCUCCCAAAGAAAAAAGAAAAAGCUUGCCAUACUUUCAGACUCUAGAAGAGUUGGAUGCCUUCUUGGAUGCGCGCCCUGCAUCGCCCGCUGCUUCUAUCAAAUCUUGCAAUUCCCGUUCACCCAACAAGAGCGCUUUGAGCAAAGAGCGUGCCGAGUUUGGCAUUCUCGAUGCAGCACUCUCUCAGCCCUUUACGCUCUCUCAGCUACCAAGCAGUGAGAAGCCAGAAACAUCUGAAGUGUCCAUUGAUUGGACAGAUGCAUCCUUUCUGGACACACCCGCCGAGCAGGCCCUAAAACGUUACUCCACCAACAGCAGAAGUCAUAAAUUUAAGCAACUGCUGAACACCAUUCCAAAUACAGUUGCAAAUGAAGUCGGUGAUGACCUCGAUGAAUUCGAUAGGAUGGUACUCCAAAGCUCCAAAGUUGCAACAAAUCUUGACGAUGGAUCAAUGAUGAUGGAUCAUGAUGUAAUGAUGAUGCCAAGCGGUUUCGACCGUUUGCUAAACGAUGAAAUCAAUACGGACACGAUGCCAAAGGCCCUGCCAAGUGGACUAGAUAGUUUGCUAAAAGGUGAAAUCAACAUGGAUACCGUGCCAGAGGCUAUUCCUCCAGUUAUGAUUCCAAGGACUGCCCUUUCAGAAGCGGAUCAAGUAGAGGUCCAUGGUCAAGUGUUCACUGUUCGUGUUUGUCAGUCGCCCAAGCCGGAUUAUGUUCUCAUGUCGGAGGCAGACCUAUUACAGCAACUGUACAAUUAUGGUAUUAAGCCGCUGAAGCGCAAACAGGCGGUUAAACUAUUAGAAUUCAUUUACAAUCAAAUGCAUCCAAUUAUGCUGCCUCUGGAGGAGCAACAGAUGCAUCCCAAGCCACUGCCUCAGCCCUUGCCUCGCUCCAAAUCCACUCCAGUGGGUAACAAGAGUAGUAAGCCUCUGUUCCACUACACCAGCAACAAUUGCCUAUCUCCAACCAAAAUAAAUGAGAAGCCAAGCUACAAUUUCAAAGAUGCGACGGGCCAAGAGCUCAUUCGAUUUUCCCAGAACAUGUCGCCGGGUCUCUGCGAUGACUUCGAGUUCUAUGUGAUGCAGACGAACGUAACCAAGAAGACGCCGCAGCCGUUACUGCCACUCCACAUAGCCUGGCAUAAUUUACUCUGCGCCAAUCCCAGUCUCCAUGAGAGCGUGCUCAUGUAUGAACCCAUUGAUUUGCAAGAAAUCUAUCAAUAUUUCAAGCAACUGGGUCAUCGGUAUGAUCCCAAGGACCUCAAGUGUUUCUUUGAUAGACGUUGUAUUAUAUUCCGUUACGAUCUGGCUCCAUCUAACAAACAGGUGCAGCGACACCUUCGAAAGAAACCCAAGAAAGCAAGUGUCAAGGCUUAGAAUCGGAUUGUGUUAUAAAGUAUUUUUGUACAUUGAAUUAUAACUUUUGUUAUUUGGCCUAUUGCCCUGCUGUUAUUAUAAAACGUAUGAUUAGUUUUAACUUUAAGAAUACACAAUUUAUUUAUUAAUGCAUUAAACAUGUAUUUGGCUUAAGACCGCGUCUAUAGAUAUUUCAAGUAAACGAUCAAGAUUGGGAGACGGUAUCGGUUCAUCCAUCAUAAAAAUCUUACAUCUCAUAUAUUUGUCAAUGUAUUCGAAGCGCCGUUUGCUUGCAUGUUUUCUCUUCAAAAA
Messenger RNA from Drosophila albomicans, 4201 nucleotides. It is a transcript of the gene mus312, whose product is annotated as structure-specific endonuclease subunit SLX4. The coding region runs from base 77 to 3910 and encodes 1277 amino acids. Lineage: Eukaryota; Metazoa; Arthropoda; Insecta; Diptera; Drosophilidae. The transcript has 4 exons. The record is from RefSeq and is a predicted model, not a curated record. Gene Ontology annotation, biological process: meiotic DNA double-strand break processing; DNA replication; interstrand cross-link repair. Gene Ontology annotation, molecular function: enzyme binding. Gene Ontology annotation, cellular component: nucleus; Slx1-Slx4 complex.